AUGGAAAGAAAACCAGAAUGGCUACAAAAACAUAUAUUUGGAAACGAGCUUAUUCCAUAUGGACAGGCACUGUUUGAAGAGCUUGAACCGGAAACUCAGGAAAGAGUCAUGCAAACAAUACGCAAAGACUCAAAUACAGACUAUGACAAACUCUUUCUAGGAUAUAGGUUACCUGAGAUGGGCGACCAGAGCCAAAAGGCAAAAAGGACAUGGGAAAUUUGCAACAUACUAGAUGAACAUAAUGCAAAGAUGCAACAACUUCAAGCAGAGGGCAAUGAAGGAAAAAGAAGAGUUAAAAACUCAGUCAGGAAGAAAGUAAAGCUUGGUCCACGUGGGUUCUAUUAUGACAUAUAA
Trichomonas vaginalis G3 is the source of this 354-nucleotide messenger RNA. Its product is annotated as protein of unknown function, DUF4106 family. The transcript has a single exon. NCBI's taxonomy places the organism in Eukaryota, Parabasalia, Trichomonadida, Trichomonadidae. Bases 1 to 354 code for a protein of 117 amino acids. The record is from RefSeq and is a predicted model, not a curated record.